Messenger RNA from Salmo salar (Atlantic salmon), 3288 nucleotides. RefSeq names its product Y+L amino acid transporter 1 (gene ylat1). The record is from RefSeq and is marked provisional. Lineage: Eukaryota; Metazoa; Chordata; Actinopteri; Salmoniformes; Salmonidae. Gene Ontology annotation, cellular component: membrane. Gene Ontology annotation, biological process: amino acid transmembrane transport. Gene Ontology annotation, molecular function: L-amino acid transmembrane transporter activity; basic amino acid transmembrane transporter activity.
CAGAGAGGGAAGGUCAUCAGUGGAGAGCGACAACGCGCACAGAGAGCAAUAGUGAGUAAAACAAUGAGGGAUGCGCAAUUGACAUGAACGUUCAAUAAAAACCUGCGACUCAUUGGCUUUAGAGAAGAAGUGCAAGAGGACCCCCCAAGGGAAGGAAGCCAAGUUCACCUAUAGCGCAUCUGGAGAAGAUGUCACCAGAGGGACCCUCAUAGCUGGAAAACGACUUUAACUCAGCUCUUACAACCAAUCCUCUCCUCUGACUGAUUGACAGCCGCCUGGUCCAAUCACUACUCACUUCCCCACAUCCCCUCCAAUCACCAACCUCCACCCCACACAUCUAGCGCAAUGGCAUCCUACAGCCCCGCCCCCACACAAGAGCCCGCCAACAACGGCGGGUCGACCUCGCUCAAGUCGGGUGGCUCAGGGGGCGACAACGAUUCCAUGAAGCUGAAGAAGGAGAUCUCUCUCCUGAACGGCGUGUGUCUCAUCGUGGGCAACAUGAUCGGCUCGGGUAUCUUCGUCUCGCCUAAAGGCGUCUUAAUCUACAGCGCCUCCUACGGGCUGUCGCUGGUAGUGUGGACCAUCGGCGGUAUCUUCUCUGUGUUCGGGGCCCUGUGCUACGCCGAGCUGGGGACCACCAUCACCAAGUCAGGGGCCAGUUAUGCUUACAUCCUGGAGGCUUUCGGAGGGUUCCUGGCCUUCAUCAGACUGUGGACUUCCCUGUUGAUCAUAGAGCCCACCAGCCAGGCGGUUAUAGCCAUCACCUUCUCUAACUACAUGGUGCAGCCCGUCUUCCCCACCUGCAUAGCCCCCUAUCUGGCUAACCGCAUGCUGGCUGCAGCCUGUAUAUGUUUGCUGACCUUUGUGAACUGUGCCUAUGUGAAGUGGGGGACGCGUGUCCAGGACUUCUUCACCUACGCUAAGGUCAUCGCCCUCAUCGCUGUCAUCAUCACCGGCCUGGUCAAGAUAGGACAAGGUCAGACGCAAAACUUUGAGGGUAUGUUUGAGGGCUCAUCCACGGAUCCAGGAGACAUAGCUCUGGCCCUGUACUCUGCUCUGUUCUCCUACUCCGGCUGGGACACACUCAACUUCGUCACCGAGGAGAUCAAAAACCCAGAGAGGAACCUGCCCCUGGCCAUCGCCAUCUCCAUGCCCAUCGUCACGGUGAUCUAUAUUCUGACCAACGUUGCCUACUACACCGUGCUGCCCAUUCCUGCCAUCCUGGACAGUGACGCCGUGGCUGUGACGUUUGCAGACCAGGUGUUUGGCGUGAUGAACUGGACCAUCCCUCUAGCGGUGGCUCUGUCCUGCUUCGGAGGACUCAACGCUUCUAUCCUGGCUGCCUCCAGGUGAGUCAGAAGGACACCGUUCUGAUGCUGGUCUUCAUCAUCAUCGCUGUCACUGAAAAUCUCCUCAUUAUUGACCAUAAAAAAACGAUGGGCCCUAUAGCCUUUUAGCUCAUUGCCCUACACGAUAACCUGUGUGUGUGUGUGGUUCCUCCAUUAUCAGUGCUCCAGUGAGGUGUGUUUGUGUGUUUCUACAGGCUGUUCUUCGUGGGCUCCAGGGAGGGCCAUCUCCCAGACUACCUGUGCAUGAUCCACGUCACCCGUUACACCCCUAUCCCCGCGCUGCUCUUCAAUGUCAGUCAUCCCGCUAAGCCACUGUCUUUGUGUGUGUUUGUGUGUGCGCGUGAACGUCUGUCUGGAACAAUGUACAUUUCCAUUUUUUUUACGAGAGGUUUUCCUUGUUCGGUGUUUGGUCUCAGUUCUGUGUCAACGUUCUGUUUCUGCGUCUACCCAACAUUCUGACCCAUUGUUUUGUCUGCCCCAGAAAUCUGUUCUCAGCAUUCUAUUAUUUUAACCCAGUGUUCGGUCUGCCGCAGAGUUCCGUCUGUCUGCAAUCUCAGCAUUCUCUUUGUCCGUUCGUCCACAUAGUGUUCCGCUAUAUCUACACUUUCUAUGAAAUAGAGUUUUUGUGUAGGGCAUGUUGUCCAUUGUGCCCUGUACGAUGGAUAUUGACAUAGUGCUGUUGCUCUAUACUCUAGGGUGCCAUGGCGUUGGUCUACCUGUGUGUUGAGGACAUCUUUAAACUGAUCAACUACUACAGCUUCAGCUACUGGUUCUUUGUGGGCCUGUCUAUCCUGGGACAGCUGUACCUGCGCUGGAAACAGCCAGACAGAGUCAGACCCCUCAAGCUCAGUCUGUUCUUCCCGAUCAUCUUCUGUUUCUGCACCCUGUUCCUAGUGGUGGUUCCCAUCUACAGUGACACCAUGAACUCUCUGAUUGGCAUUGGCAUCGCCCUAUCAGGAGUGCCAGUCUACUUCCUGUGUAUCUAUACUCCCGCCACCAAAAGGCCCAUGUGGCUCCGCAGGUUCUUUGCCAACUUUGGUCUGCUGAUUCAGAAGGUGUGCUAUUCUGUUGUGACCGAGUUAGACGUCAUAGACAAGUUGGAGUGAAGAUAUUAAAACCAACCAACACACUGCUGCCGCUGCUAUCUGAAGACGCACAAAACUAGAGGCUCAACGACACCACCUACUGGCCAGUAUCGGCCUUGGCUACCAAUCAGAGGGCUGAGUCAAACAACAGCCAUUCAUUGGACCAAAUCUCUGGCCAACCAAUCAUUGCCGUAUGUUCAUUGGACUAUGGGGUCGUUCUACGGCCAGGAUGACACUCCAGUUGCCUCUGACAUCAUAGGACAUUCCACACACUACAGAAGAAUUAAAAAUAAAAUAUUCCUGUUCUCAAAUACGGAUAUUUAUGACCUCUGAUGGGCUUCCUGUGUAAACGCAGCCUAAUACUGAUCUUUUUAAAUCGCUAAUUGGUCUGAGUAAUCAGCUCUGAAAAAGAACUGAUGUAGAAAGAUCUGUGAUUGGUCAAAAGACCAAUUAGUGGAGAAAAAAAUAAAUCAGAAAUCAGGCUGCCUGUGAAAACACAGCCGUAGUGGCAUAAGUCACUACUGAUACCUCUGAAGUCAUAUCAAUAAGGAAACAAAAAGAGAUACUGAAGACAUAUGUAGGAAAGUAAUAAUUACUGAGGGUUAGUUUGUUGUAUGUGGUUAGGCGAGAAUAGUGGUAGCUCUAGCCACAAUUAUUUUUGGAAAAUGUGUUAUAUUUGUCCUAUGUAAAUGUCCAUCCCACCUGCAGCUUUUAAGAUUUUUUUUUUAAAUCAACUUAUUAAGAAUAAUCUAUACUCAACAUGUGAAUUUAAACAAAGGGGCGGGGAGGGGGUUGGUUGAGAUGAUAAAUAGUUUAGAAUGUAUUUAUAAUAAAUUACUAAUGGACAUUUUAAA